UCCCGUGCUUAAGAUGGUCAGUUAAAGUUAUUCGUCUAAAGAGACAGUUGAUAGUUUUUUGUGUUGUUGAAGUGACGUUUAGUGAAAAAAAUUCGGAAUAUGGCAGAUAUUGACAGAAUGCUGGAUGAGGCUUUAAUGAGGCUAGUCCCAAUUUUCAACGUGAUAAGACUCCGGUUGGAUUUUUUGAUCCUUGGGUUUUUAUAGAUGGAGGAUCUUUUAAGCCAAUCAGAAUUAGACCUGGGUUAAAUAUUGAUUGUCCACUUCACUGGUCGCUGUUGCCUGAGGAGCAACAACACAAUUUGACUAAAGAAGUUCGAAGGGAGAUAGCGAUUCAGUCAAAACUUGGUGCUUUCUUAGUUGGAGCCAAGUAAUGUGCAAUUUGCGAUACUUUCGAAAAACAUAUGUUGUGUUAAAACGAGGAAAAUCAAGUCUGCUAGACGGGAAAAAAUGUCCAAGGCGUUGAAGUGAGAGAGGCGAUUCAUUUGAAAACCAUAAUUUUGGAAAAUGGUUUGGUAUUAUUUUGCCCUAUAGAGUGGGUACGCCGAAGGACGCGUGAUUCUUUUUUAAAUAGAAACAAACUAAUUCUUAAUGUGUCUGAGGCCUUAUAUAAGCCUUUCGUGGCCUCUAAUCGUUUGUGGACGGUUGAAGAAGAAUCAAAGAGACAACGCUGGCAAGAGUUUGUCCAUGGUCAGAAACGACUCCGCUAUAAAGCUCAAAUUCGGUGGCCCUUUGGAUUCAUGCUUCAAGAAAUCAGCUUCAUUCUCUCGAAUACUCAAGUGGAAAUAUCGAGUGUGAUCUAGUUCAGCGCUGGCUGAGAUUUUACAAUAUUUAAAUUCUCAGAAUCCGAAUAUGGCUAUAAAACGAAACAAUUGCACAUGUACGCAAAAAGAAAUACCAUGAGUAAUCGUGUCAAAAUCGUUUUCUGCUUAUUUCGGACUAAGGAAAAUUCUACGACGUUUAUAACAUUCGUUGCAAUCAUUGUGAAAUAUACGUAAAUAUUCCGUAAUAAUGUUCGUCAACGCGCAGUUUCAAGAAACCAAAGAAAGGGUAACGGUUGACUCUGUGGAUAUUAAACACUUCAAUCCUCUCUCGUACCGCAGGAAUUAAUUAUAUAAAAUAAGAAUAAGAGACAGAAAAAUGGACUAGUGCUACAUUCUGCAGGGUGGGGGCAAAGAAAGAUAUACCAGUUGCACUUUGCAAACCUUCAGGAACUUAGGAUAAAAAUUUAGCAGCGGUGUUUACUGUACCGAAGAUGCACUCAAUGGUUUCGACCAGUAAUCCCGUCUUCAGUGAUGAGCCUCGGAAACCUCUCACGGAUUUAAACAAGACCAAGCACGAAUUAAAGAACAAGACUGAAGGUAUCAAACGAUCUCAUGAUGGCAGUGCUUUUCAGAAAGUCAAAACCUCAUAUGAGAAGAUUGCUGUUAACAAUUUAGGGUUGAAAACCGCAAACGUCAUUCUAGACUUCAAGAAGCCUGAAACGAUAACAGCCCCAAUAAAGAAAACAAAAAGAGCCAAUAAUUCUCCACUAUUCGAUGCCGGAUUCAAGGAGAACGUCGGAUGCAGUACUGAAAAUAAUCAGGAAUACCCUUCCUCAAAAUCAAAUGCACUUCUGGUCCACCCAGAAAUGACUGCCUGUCUCUCAAAGAACAAGUGGCAGUCCAAAAGGAAAACAGAAAGAUUGACGAGUCGGCAAUAAAGCCUGGUGAACUUGGAUGGCGAUGGAAAAUUGAUUUACAUCGGCAGAAACCAAUGGAUGGGCUACGAUAACUUCACGUGUAGUGUUGAUCACGUAAAGACUUUUUCACAAAUAGCUAGAAACUUAGCAGUGGCUAUCUUCGGUUA
Belonocnema kinseyi is the source of this 1845-nucleotide messenger RNA. RefSeq lists its product as uncharacterized. NCBI's taxonomy places the organism in Eukaryota, Metazoa, Arthropoda, Insecta, Hymenoptera, Cynipidae. The record is from RefSeq and is a predicted model, not a curated record. The transcript is spliced from 10 exons. The coding region runs from base 1253 to 1699 and encodes 148 amino acids.